UUCGGAAUGCUAUAUAAAACCCUUCUUCGUUCGUCGUGUUCGUGGCACUGCAUCGACUUCGUUGGAAGUGCGUCAGAAUCUUCGUCUUCGAAGCGGAGCUACCUAGGAAAUGGCGGAGACGGAGGAUAUCCAGCCCCUUGUUUGUGAUAAUGGCACUGGGAUGGUCAAGGCUGGAUUUGCGGGUGAUGAUGCUCCUAGGGCAGUCUUUCCUAGCAUCGUUGGCCGACCACGCCACACUGGUGUGAUGGUUGGAAUGGGCCAGAAAGAUGCUUAUGUUGGUGAUGAAGCUCAGUCAAAGAGAGGUAUCCUCACUUUAAAAUACCCCAUUGAACAUGGCAUUGUUAGCAACUGGGAUGACAUGGAGAAGAUCUGGCAUCAUACUUUCUACAAUGAGCUUCGUGUUGCCCCUGAGGAACACCCUGUGUUGCUCACUGAAGCCCCUCUAAAUCCUAAGGCAAAUAGAGAGAAGAUGACUCAAAUCAUGUUUGAGACAUUCAAUGUACCUGCCAUGUAUGUUGCCAUUCAGGCUGUUCUUUCUCUAUAUGCCAGUGGUCGUACAACUGGCAUUGUGCUGGAUUCUGGUGAUGGUGUUAGCCACACUGUCCCAAUUUAUGAGGGAUAUGCUCUUCCUCAUGCCAUCCUUCGUCUUGAUCUUGCCGGUCGUGAUCUCACGGAUGCGUUGAUGAAAAUCCUGACAGAAAGGGGCUAUUCUUUCACCACAACUGCUGAGCGGGAAAUUGUCAGGGAUGUUAAGGAAAAGCUUGCUUAUGUUGCCCUUGAUUAUGAGCAAGAGCUAGAGACAGCCAAGACCAGCUCCUCUGUUGAGAAGACCUAUGAGCUUCCUGAUGGACAGGUGAUCACAAUUGGUGCCGAGAGAUUCAGGUGCCCGGAAGUCCUCUUCCAGCCAUCGUUGAUCGGCAUGGAAGCUGCUGGUAUCCAUGAGACUACAUACAAUUCAAUCAUGAAGUGUGAUGUUGAUAUCAGGAAGGACUUGUAUGGUAACAUUGUGCUUAGUGGUGGUUCCACCAUGUUCCCUGGAAUUGCCGACCGCAUGAGUAAAGAAAUCACAGCACUUGCUCCUAGCAGCAUGAAGAUCAAGGUUGUUGCACCCCCAGAGAGGAAGUACAGUGUCUGGAUUGGAGGUUCUAUCCUUGCCUCACUCAGCACAUUCCAGCAGAUGUGGAUUUCUAAGGCUGAGUACGACGAAUCAGGCCCUUCCAUUGUUCACCGGAAGUGUUUUUAAGCUCCACACUUAACGGGGGAGCAGUUAAAACGAUUGUCUCGAAUCACCUGUUCUUGUUGUGAGAUUGAGAUUGCUGUGGCUUAAUUUUGAGUUGUUUGUCUACUUUAUGAUGCACCAUUGAUGUGUAUGGAAAUAGAGGAAGGCAGCAGAGAGAGCAUUCGUUUUCUUGAUUUCUUUCAGGCUUUGUAGGUUUCAAGAUUUGCUAGUUGUAGUGGAAAACAUGUUAUUUUUCCUCUCUGAAUCUUCAAUUGGUUUUCUAGUGGCAUCAGUGUGCUUUCCCCUUUUGUCUUGUUAGCAUGCAACUGUUUGGGACUUUGUUCAAGUUGUCAUUGAAUUGUUAUUUUGUAUGAUAAUAAAUUAAUAAACAUGGGUUUCAUUGUUAA
Dioscorea cayenensis subsp. rotundata (Guinea yam) is the source of this 1626-nucleotide messenger RNA. Its product is annotated as actin-like. NCBI's taxonomy places the organism in Eukaryota, Viridiplantae, Streptophyta, Magnoliopsida, Dioscoreales, Dioscoreaceae. The record is from RefSeq and is a predicted model, not a curated record. The coding region runs from base 110 to 1243 and encodes 377 amino acids. The transcript has 5 exons.